GGAGUAGCAAAUUGAAAAAAAAAAUCCAUCUCGAGCCCAACCGUCCUCGUUUCCGUUUCCUUCUCCCUGCUCGCGUUCCUCCCUUCCGUUCGCCGCCGCCGCCGCUGCCGCUGCAUCCGUCACCUUCACACAGCGUGCGCUCGCUCCCUCUCUUUCCCUCCCUCCUUUCCUCUCUGUCUGCGACGACUGGGUGGGCUACCGCCGCCGCCACCCUGCGCCAGGUGCCGAGGCUUUCGCCUAUCUCUUCGCCGGCGAAGAGCGCCCACCAGGUCCUAUUACUAGAUCCGCCCCUGAUGCAGGCCGCAAGGAGGCUAGCGUGUUGGAGCCUCCAACGACGCCUACUCCUUCCCUCUCAGGCUCAGGCCCCAAGCAUCCCAACGGCGGCAGCCUUCCUCCACUCCCACGCCACCAGCUUCGGGUACAAACAGGUGCGCGAAGAGGAAAAGAGCAAAUUGGUUGGCAACGUUUUCAGCAGCGUGGCUUCCAGCUACGACCUCAUGAACGAUUUCAUGAGCGUGGGACUGCAUCGGCUGUGGAAGGACAGGCUUGUUUCCAAGCUGAAUCCCUUUCCGGGGAUGAAGCAUCUCGAUGUGGCUGGUGGAACAGGCGAUGUUGCUUUUCGUGUACUGGAAAGAAUUAAGAGCGUGGGUCACAGAGCUAUGCAGGGUACUCUUACUGAAAACGAAGAAGACACCCACAUUUAUGUCUGUGACAUUAAUCCAAAUAUGCUAAAUGUUGGGAAGAAGCGUGCUGCAGAAAGAGGGUAUAGCGAAGAACAUUGUCUUAGCUGGAUACAAGGAGAUGCAGAAGCUCUGAGUUUUGAGGAUGGAUCUAUGGAUGGUUACACUAUUGCAUUUGGGAUCAGAAAUGUGACGCACAUUGAGAAAGCUCUAUCAGAAGCUUACAGGGUUCUAAAGCGAGGGGGCAGGUUCCUAUGCUUGGAGUUGAGUCAUGUGGAUGUCCCUGUUUUUAAAGAGAUCUAUGAUGUUUACUCAUUUUCUGUGAUUCCGACUAUUGGAGAGCUGGUUGCUGGUGAUCGGCAGUCGUAUCAGUACUUGGUUGAGAGCAUCCGUCGAUUUCCAAAUCAGGAAAAGUUUGCUCAGAUGAUUCAGGAAGCCGGAUUCCAGAGGGUGGAAUAUGAGAACCUCGUAGGUGGUGUAGUUGCCAUUCAUUCUGGGCUGAAACUGUAAGCUGAAUCAUGUGACGUGUGCAACGUGCAUUUGAUCUCUCAGAAAAUAAGGAAAGAUAGCUAGAUGCAGCCUACUUUGUUCUCCUGUGGUGGUCUUCCUCAAAAACUUUGUAUGUACGGAUCUUAUUGUUCAUAUGGAGAGACCGAAAUAAAAUUCCUUUUUCCCUGCCUUGUAUAAAGAAUACGUGUUGAUCA
Sorghum bicolor (sorghum) is the source of this 1384-nucleotide messenger RNA. Its product is annotated as 2-methoxy-6-polyprenyl-1,4-benzoquinol methylase, mitochondrial. Gene Ontology annotation, molecular function: methyltransferase activity. NCBI's taxonomy places the organism in Eukaryota, Viridiplantae, Streptophyta, Magnoliopsida, Poales, Poaceae. Gene Ontology annotation, cellular component: mitochondrion. Gene Ontology annotation, biological process: ubiquinone biosynthetic process. The transcript has 8 exons. The coding region runs from base 294 to 1190 and encodes 298 amino acids. The record is from RefSeq and is a predicted model, not a curated record.